CUUCCAUGGGAGCAAUGGUGGUCGACAGACCAGUCAGCCCUUGUCGGUUCGCUUCAAGACGGAGGUGGCAUGUCACCUGCCUCUGCGCAGACCAAUUUCCUGCCCGGCGGAUACGCGUGUGGCUACGGCACCAACUCUCUGGGCUAUUCGACUUGGCCGAGCCCAAACACUGAAUACACUCCUAUGGCCUCCGCCCGAUCGCCACGAGAUUCAGAACAUUCAAAAAGUCACCGUGACAGCAGCGGCAGCAGAAGUAGUAGCAAGCACAACGGCAAGAAUGCCAACAAGGACAAGAAUAGCAACAAGAGCAACAGCAAGAACAAGGAAAGCAAGAAUGACGACAGGAGCAACAACAGAGAGGGUGCUACCGGUUUGAAUUCGGGAGGAGACAGCCAGCGCAACAAACGGAUUCGGCCACGAAACCGAACCGCUUCCAGAAAGUUCCGAGUCAAGAAGAAGGAAGACGCGUUGAAACUCAAAUCCGACGAGGAAGAAAUAGAGCGCAUCAACCGCGACUUGUCCAGCCGCGUGGCCGACCUUACCCACGAUGUCUACUUGCUCGAGAUGCAACUUCUACAACACGCCGACUGCAACUGCUCGAUGAUCCAAGACUACAUCACACACAAAGCCCAUCGCUACGUCAUGGAGAUCAAGGAACCGUCUCCAAAUGAAGGCCACCAUCAACGGACUUAAAUUUCAAAUCUUUGUAAAAGGGGAGUGAACCGAACGCCUGCAAUGCCGACGCAAACACGACCACGACCA
Molecule: messenger RNA, 762 nt
Organism: Ilyonectria robusta
Lineage: Eukaryota; Fungi; Ascomycota; Sordariomycetes; Hypocreales; Nectriaceae
Exons: 2
Coding region: 70-693 (207 amino acids)
Biological process (GO): regulation of transcription by RNA polymerase II
Molecular function (GO): DNA-binding transcription factor activity, RNA polymerase II-specific; RNA polymerase II cis-regulatory region sequence-specific DNA binding
Source: RefSeq, a predicted model, not a curated record